This is a messenger RNA of Aplysia californica (California sea hare), 2386 nucleotides long. Its product is annotated as homeobox protein Hox-B6a. Gene Ontology annotation, cellular component: nucleus. Lineage: Eukaryota; Metazoa; Mollusca; Gastropoda; Aplysiida; Aplysiidae. Gene Ontology annotation, molecular function: RNA polymerase II transcription regulatory region sequence-specific DNA binding; DNA-binding transcription factor activity, RNA polymerase II-specific. Gene Ontology annotation, biological process: animal organ morphogenesis; anterior/posterior axis specification; cell differentiation. The record is from RefSeq and is a predicted model, not a curated record.
GACGGCUGUGAUAGGCUCAUCCUAGAACCCGGCAACUCUGUCAGUGCCCGGAAACCAGCACCGGGGUUCUCUCCCCUUCCUCUUGUAUGUUACCUGUGUGGGAUAUGAUCCCUUAUCAGCAUCCCUCUGGACGUGUUGUGUUUAGUGGUACAGUUUUAUAGUCGUUGUAUGGUUUUACAACUCAGGCUCUGCCUGACCAUCGCACAAAGUGAUUUUACACGUCGGUUUUCUUUAAUGCCUUUACUACCUGAAACAAAACUCACUUUUGUGCCUUUCUGACAACGUCUUAUUGCAUCUCACUUCUGGAUUUUGAUGAACAUUGUGUCUUUGGAUUCUUUUUGUUCUUCUAUAUGUUCUACAUUUGGCUACAUUAACCAGGAGAUCGGCGUUUCAUUUCGGGUAUUCUCUUUUCUUCGCAUUUCCAGUACUUGGAACGAAUGAGACAGGAUAAAAAGAGAUUUACAGGAGAAGACAGUUUGAAAACAUCCCACUACUUUCACCUUACUCGAACUCUUAACUCUAACCCGCGUGGCUGAGGAAAAACCUCCAGUCCAGUCCAGCCCAGUCCAACAGCUUUGCCGAUCUACCCCUGUGACGUCAUCAAAAUGCCAGAGAUGACCACUGUGUGUCAGGAUUCCGGAGGUCCGCAGUCCAUGUUUGGGGCGCGGGGGUCCCAGGGGAUGGGGUCUCUCCACAAUUACUACAGCGGCCACAACGGCUACCCCAGCCCGUCCCCUCAUGGGCAGUACGGUCCCGAGACUUAUGGCGGGCAUUUCCACCAGACAAGUCCAGGAGAGCAGGGAGUCCCCCAUCAGCAUGUCCACCAACAGCAGCAACAACAACAACAGCAGCAGCAACAGCAACAACAUCACCACCAACAGUGGGGCUACAGCAUGGGUGUCGGUGGGAUGUUGGCGAAUGGGCGUGGAGCGGAGGACUGGCCCCAGAACUUUCUCUUGUCCGGAUCCAACGCUAUGUCGGUCACCCGUGUCUAUUCGCAGGCAAGACGCGGACGAAAGACAAGUACCGUGUGGUGUACUCGGACCACCAGAGGCUGGAGUUAGAGAAGGAGUUUCACUUCAGCAAGUACAUCACCAUACGGAGGAAGGCGGAGAUAGCCGUACAGCUGGGUCUGUCAGAGCGACAGGUAAAGAUUUGGUUUCAAAACCGGCGGGCCAAAGAGCGAAAGCAGAACAAGAAACGAGACGAACAGGCGCAACUACAGCAGCAACAGAUCCCAACAAACAAUGGUGGUAUGGGUGGAAGUAGCAGCAGCAGCAGCAGCAACGGCAUCAGCAACAAUAUCAGUAACGACAACAUCAUCAACAACAAUAACAACAACAACAAUAACGUUCACAACAGUCAUUUGUCGGAGCAACACCUUCAGCAGCAGCACCCUCACUUAUCACAACCCCUGGUGCCAAAAAUAGAGCUGGACGAGGAUUCCCCAAGCAAGCACGAGGUAAACCUUCACGGAAGCUCCGCCUUCGCUCCAAAUAUGGGCAUGUCCUCCUCACGUACCACGCCUACCUCCUCCCACAUGACGGGCAGAGAGGGCGUGCAACACCCGAGCCUACAAACCCCGCCCCUUCUGCCGGCGGGCCAAUCGCUGAUGCAGCACCACCGUGCCCACCACGUUCACCAAGGGAUGGGGCGGUACCCAGAUACGUCAUACCCUCCACGCCCCGCCCUCUCGCCCUCCUCGUCCACCCCGGAAGAGAUGAUGACGUACAGACACCAUGCCUCGGACACCUCGGCCAACAGCAUGAACCUCUCGGGCUCUUCAGACAGUGGGGUCGUCAUGACAGGCCCGUGACGUAACACACACUCAACGAUGGUUUCUAAAUAUAGACGUGUCUUCUCGAGAUUUUGCUCACCUUUCCACUGUAUCUACUUCUCUUUUUAUUUACUCUUUUGUUUCUUCUAUUUGGCUUAUUAUAAGGAAUAUUCUCUUCUGCAGAUGCAUUGGUCAUCGUCAGACAUUGUCGGACGAGAUGUUAUGAUGAUGAUGAUGAUGAUGAUGAUGAUGAUGAUGAUGAUGAAGAUGAUGAUGAUGAUGAUGAUGAUGAUGAUGAUGAUGAUGAUUAGAUCUACUUUUCUUCCUUGUCAUCUCGUCGACACCGGCGUCUCUGGUGUAACGGUUAGGCGCUUCGCCGUGGCACGCAACAAGAGUCCCGAGUUUGAUUCUCGUGUAGAGAGAACUUUUAUCGAGUAUCUCUGUCAUUCUGCUGAAACAUCGUAUCCUUCUUCAGCCCGAAUUAGCCGUGUCUGGCAGUGUCGAAGCUCUCCCCUUAACGACCUAAAUUGUGUCAGUGGGAGCUUAAGAAAUACCAAAAUACCUGCAUUAGAAAAAAACAUUGGCUUCUUAGUCAAAGGAUUAUUGCUA